CACUCUCACGUUCGGCUACUCGCAGCUCCGUGGAGAAAUGUAAACAAGCUGGAGGCAUUGGCAAAGCUAAUUGCCCGGGCUUUUGUGUAUUUAACUUCCGUGUACAUCUUUGUUUGUGUUCCGCGGGCAUGUGAGAAUCAGACCAAAACAUCUCUCGGCAAUUGUCCCCUCGCUCCAACAUUUCUUCUUCUUCUAUCACACCAGUCAGCACUUGAGCCCUUUUCCGAAUACUCUUCAAGUCGUCGUAUUGAGGAGGCCUUUGUUGACAUGGACUCCACCGCUCUCCCACUGCACUGGUUCCCGCAGCUAGCCAGCCUGCUGACCCCUUACUCGGUAUUGGCUGUUGUGGUGGUUCUCGUCACAAUCCUCCCGAUGGUCAUGGACCGGGCCACCACGGGGAUACCGAUACCUAAAAUCAGCAGCUCAAGGUCCUGGUUCGCCAGCAGGCAGGACUUUGCCGUCAAUGGCGUCGAAAUCAUCGAGAAAGGCUUCAAGCAGGUGAAGAGCGGUGUAUUUCGAGUGACGGCUCUCGAUGGCUCCGAUUUGGUUCUGAUUGCGCCAGAACAUUGGCUCGCGAUCUGCAACAAGAAGGACGAGGAGGUCGCGCCGGCUCGUAAGGAGUUCUUCUUGUGCGACUUGCACGGCGCACCAUUCGAGGAACCCUUCUUCUAUCGCUAUCUUGCCUCGCGCAUGCCAGGUUUUGAUCGUUAUCUCGAUGUGAUAUCCACGGCGUUGGACGAGGGUAUAUGCAGUGUUUUCGAUCAGCCACCUCACACUUCCAAAGGAGCACCUAAGCGUGUCAUCAUGCAGCCGCAAAUCCUGCAUAUUUACUCGCACGUCAUAUGGAGGGUCAUUUUAGGUGAUAGUUUCAAGCCCGAGGUGGUCGAUAUCUUUGAAACGUACUCCGCAACACUGAUACCCGUGAUGAAAGCACUGAAGGCCCAACGACCCGUGAUGGCCCGAAUUUCCGCCGCCUUCUCGAAGGAGGUCCGCCAAGUCAAGGCACAACUUGAGCGAGCCUUAGCAAUCUUCGCACCUCUUCUUGAACAGUGUGCACAGGCACUAGAGCAGGGCCAUGCAAAGAGCUCCUUAGACAAUGAGUGGCUUGAGGAGCUGAUCCGCAUGGCGCCGGCUGAGAGGAGACGUGACUACAAGUACCUCAGCAACAUCUUGAUUGGCUUCGCCUUUACGUUUGUCUUCUCUCCUGGACCAUCGACUACGCAAGUUGUGUACGAGUUCGCAUUCCGCCCCGACUAUAUUGACCUCGUGCUGAAGGAGGCAUACGAUGUACUUGGAAAACGUCCUGAGCAUUGGGGCUUCUCGCGAGACAAUCUUCACAGCCUAUCCUUGCUCGAUAGCUUCUGCAAGGAGACUCAUAAACACCAUCCAACAGCAGCCUCCAAUCUGAUGAAGAAGAUCCACAAGACUCAGACACUUCCCAAUGGGGUGUUCCUACCAGCUGGCACGAUAUUUGAGGUGGUAAUGACGGCUGCUCACCUAUCCAACCCCAAACUCGAAGAUCCCUCACGCUGGAACGGACGCCGGUACCACGACCUGCGGCAGAAAAUGACGACGUCAAUCGGCGCCAAUAGAUAUGAUUGGGGUUCAGCGACAAAGGACGACCUAAACUUUGGUUAUGCCACACAUACAUGUCCUGGUCGUUGGGCUGGGUGCUCUAUUGCCAAGAUGUUUCUCAUCAAGCUCUUGGCUUAUUACCAGAUCAGUCCCGAGGAAGGGGAGACCGAGAGAUAUCCGGACUUCCACUCUGGCCAAUGUAUUUCACCGAACCCGACCAAGCAUAUUAUUCUCGAGCCGAGAAUGCGGCAAUGAAAGAUGCACCUAACCCUCUUUCUCACCGAGGAAACCAACGGGCCUAUGGUCUAUGAGGUUGAGGAAAUGGACAAAGAAAGACAGAAAAUCCAGUACACAUGUCCUUUGAGUCCGCAAUCAGACAUAUCCGACUUGCCCGGAAGCAGCGUUCCCGUCAUGACUCGUGCAUGGAAGUGCCAAGACCUGCCAUGAGAUGCCCUCACUGAUCUGAUUCUGCUAAACCAGAGCAGUUUGCUCCUUUCAGCACACAACUAGGCUCUCAACGUUAUGUGACUUGCACAUGUCAAAAUAGAACAGUAUCCAAACUCUACUAGAGCUCAACCCAUCCG
This is a messenger RNA of Colletotrichum acutatum, 2159 nucleotides long. Its product is annotated as cytochrome P450. The transcript has 7 exons. The record is from RefSeq and is a predicted model, not a curated record. NCBI's taxonomy places the organism in Eukaryota, Fungi, Ascomycota, Sordariomycetes, Glomerellales, Glomerellaceae. The coding region runs from base 268 to 1830 and encodes 520 amino acids. Gene Ontology annotation, molecular function: monooxygenase activity; heme binding; oxidoreductase activity, acting on paired donors, with incorporation or reduction of molecular oxygen.